Trypanosoma rangeli is the source of this 456-nucleotide messenger RNA. Its product is annotated as Cytochrome c oxidase assembly protein COX19. Gene Ontology annotation, biological process: mitochondrial respiratory chain complex IV assembly. The coding region runs from base 1 to 456 and encodes 151 amino acids. Lineage: Eukaryota; Euglenozoa; Kinetoplastea; Trypanosomatida; Trypanosomatidae. Gene Ontology annotation, cellular component: mitochondrial intermembrane space. The transcript has a single exon. The record is from RefSeq and is a predicted model, not a curated record.
AUGGCGAACGGUGUGACGGCGAAUGCGAUGCGUGUGAGUGUCAAGGCACCCGACUUGGGUGCCUUCCCCCUUGACCAUUAUCACGAGUGCACAAACGAAAUCGAGGCCUACUAUAGGUGUCUGAAAACUAAUAACUACAUUGCACCCAUGUGUCGCGAUCAGGUGCGGACGUAUCUGCAGUGCCGCAUGGAUCGCGGAUUGAUGAAGCCGGCGGACCUCGACGGCUUUGGUAUUCCCAUGACGGAGUUUGUCCCAACUAGGCAGCAUCGAAUUGAUUUAAAGCAGCAGUGGCUGCGGCAGAAGAUGAACCAAGUGACAGCGGUGUGGGAAGAGAACUACAGGAGAGACGAUCUCCAGGUCCCGGACGGCUACGAGCGACAUAAGGGAGGGGACCGUGAUGAUGGUGGUGGUGGUGGUGUGGAUGGAAAAACAAAGGGUGAAAGGAAGAAUACAUAA